ACAUUUUCUUUUCAUUUUGUUUUGCUUUGCAUUUUUGCAAAAUAAGGAUUUUUCUUUAAUUAAGGAAUUAACAAAAAACAAAAGAGAAAGAUUUUCUUACAGAAAAACUCUGCACUUGGUAAAUCUCUUUUAAAAAUUGAACCUAAAAAUAACUUGCUUAAACUUGGCAUUCUGAUAUGGCAUCCAUAAAUCAAAUGCCAAAAGUCGAUGAGAAGAUCAUCUUCAAAUGUGAUAAACACUCGACAAUUAUCUCCGAGAAACUCCAAAGUUUCUAUCAAGAAGAUGAAUUUUUCGACACUGUGCUAAUAGCAGGAAGCGAUUGCGCCAAGCUUCAAGCUCAUAGAGUUGUCUUGUGUGCAUUGAGUGAGUACUUCUUGCAAUUUUUCCGUAGGAAUCAAACAGGUUCGAAGGAUAACGUUGUUGAACUCAAAGAAAUCGAAGCUUCAACAUUGAAACUUGUAAUUGACUUCAUGUACACGGGUACGAUUGAAUUAAGUUUGGGAACUGUUGAAAAUCUUUUGCGCACUGCAUCGUUUUUAAAAUUGAAAACUUUAGCUGACGGUUGCUGUGAAUUGAUUGAGAACAACAUCGAUUACAGCAACUGUUUGUAUUGGUUCCGUUUGGCUAAAGAACUUAGCUUAAAGAGUCUCAAGGCCAAGUCACUCGAAUGUACUUACAUUAACUUUGAGGAUAUAUCCAAGGAGGAAGAAAUUAUGACACUGAAUGAAAACGAAUUGAAGGAUCUUUUAUUCAAUGACAAUCCUCAUGGAGACUUCGAAAUAGAAGUGUUUUUAUCUAUGGUUAAAUGGAUAAAUUAUGACAAAGUCAAUCGCGAACAUUUGGUCUUCGAGCUUUUGUCAAUGGUUCGUUAUUGGGUUCUUACUCCGAAGUUUAUCGUUGAGAAUAGACAUUCAGUUUGUAAGACUGUCGAGAGCUACGAAUUGGUUUGUAGUUGGCUUCAAUGGCAUUUGUCACCGGAAACUCGAACAAAAGAUCAUGCAAAUAUUUGUCUAAAACCAAGAAUAAGGCCACAUAAACUUGCAGUUGUUCGUAGUUAUUAUGAAGAUGAUGAUCGAAAAAUUAAUAUUGAAACCUUUGACUCGCGUAAAAAUGCAUGGUCAAUUGAAAUAGAAAAUUGUCUUGCUAAUAAAAAAUCUUCAUUUGCCAAUAUUGUUAUUGAUGAUAAACUGAUUGUUGUUGGUGGGUUAAAAGGUUUUGAAUUUCAAAGGAGCGUUGAAUGUCUAGAUUUGAAAACUUUCAAGUGGACAGAUUUUCCACCAAUGCCAAGAAUGCGCAUAUACCGCUGUGAACUGGUGGAUUUAAAAGAAUAUUUAUGCGCUUUCGGACGUCAUAGCUUUGGCAUGACAAACUCAAUUUCCAUAGAUUUGUACAACUUUUCAACACGCACAUGGCGUGAAAUAGAACCACCUUAUUGUAAUCUCAACGAACAAAAUAAAUUAGUUGGACAAAAUGGAAUGUUAUAUAUAUUUGAUUUUAAAAACGCCUAUUUGCAAAUUUAUAAUGCAGCUUUAAAUCAAUGGACCUAUAAACGUAUUAAGGUUGAUUCACUAAAAGAUUAUGGUCUUGCAGCUGUGGAAGGAUUUGUGUACGUCUUUGGUGGUCAUCAUACUGAUAACGGGGGAUAUGUGAAAAAUGUUCAACGGUACAAUUUAUCUAACAAUUCUUGGUGUGAAAUGGCACCACUUCCAUUUUUACAAGCAACUACUGUUAUUAAAACAAAAGUUUUUGAAAAUAAAAUUAUAGUCUCCGAUUCGCUCAAUAUUGCCGAGUAUAAUAUUGAAACUGAUAAAUGGAAUACUUUGAAUCCUAUAUCAAACAGUGCUUGGUCUGGUACUUUUGAUAUUUUUGAUUAUAAUCCUAAUACUUAAAUUUUAUAUUUUUUGGU
Molecule: messenger RNA, 1906 nt
Organism: Episyrphus balteatus (marmalade hoverfly)
Lineage: Eukaryota; Metazoa; Arthropoda; Insecta; Diptera; Syrphidae
Product: kelch-like protein 1
Exons: 1
Coding region: 177-1889 (570 amino acids)
Molecular function (GO): protein binding
Source: RefSeq, a predicted model, not a curated record